Messenger RNA from Alosa alosa (allis shad), 2538 nucleotides. RefSeq lists its product as uncharacterized. Bases 278 to 2365 code for a protein of 695 amino acids. Lineage: Eukaryota; Metazoa; Chordata; Actinopteri; Clupeiformes; Clupeidae. The transcript is spliced from 12 exons. The record is from RefSeq and is a predicted model, not a curated record.
UCCAUUUACUGCAGAAUUAACCUAGUAAGCGUAACUAGCCAUUACAUAACAAAGGUUCUGUUUAUGUCAUAAAAGUAACCAAACCACAUCAUGAUGGAACAUAGAACAUACCUGAAGGUACAUCUAAAUUCUACCUCACUCUUUGCUGAGACACUGCAGAGGAUAGUUGGUUUGCUCAAAUUCAAGUUCAGAUUUAUUUAAAUAGCGUUUAUAUAGCUUGGAAAAUAGUCACAUCUAUAUAUAUUUUUAUAUAGCUGGACACCUUUUUGGUGAGUGAAUGGGAUUUUUCCGCUUCCUUAACUGCUGCACUGCAGUGCCAGUGGAUGGAGUUCAUGGAGGGGUGGUGGAGAGCGGAGUGAGAAGCACCCAGGAGAUUAGGAAGGAACUCAAGAAGUACAAACUUGAGGACUUGAAGAGAGAGCUGGAGGCUUUGGGCAUUCAGCCCGAUGAGGACCGUAAGAAUGAGAAGAAACUCAAGAGGGAGCUGAGGAAGGUUCUCCUGAGGGAACUGAAGAGAACGGAGCUGGAGAGAGCCGGGAACGGAGGCGAGGCGGGCGGCAAGGAUGAAGCCGCUGAGGCUCUGAAUGGGGCCCCGGAGAGGGUGGACCCAGAGGCAGAGAAAGGAGCGGAGGAGCCUGCAGAUGGAGGAAGGGCAGCUGGUCUGGACAACGCUGAGCAGCAGGAUGGAGACUCGGCUGCAAAUGGUCCAAUGAAGGAGAAGGGUCAAAAGGAGAAAGUUGCCCUGCUUAUCGACCUACUGGGUGACAUGACUGACAGGGUGGACGAGGUCAAUAGUAUCCUGAGCGAGGCCGGAUGUGUUCUGAGGCUAGUUAAAGCAGCUGGGGUGACCAAUCCAGAGGAAAAGGACAUUGACCAGGAUGUAGUGGCUGUCCUGGAUGACCUGUUGGACAAGGUUGACUCUACUAUGACUCUGACAGGAGAGCAGCAGGGAGAGAAGGACAGUGAAGUAGUGGCCGUCCAUUCUGAUAUGGUAGCCAAGGUUGACUCCAUCUCAAAUCAAGCUACUACCAAGAACCACAGGAAUGUGGAGGACGCCACUGAAGUCUCUGCCGUGCUAAAUGACAUUCCAGAUGGGGUGGAUAAUGCUAUGAAUCUGGAAGCUGAGCAGAAAGCAGAGAGGGACCGUGAGGUGGAGGCCGUCCUCUCUGAUGUUUUAGCCAAAGUUGAUUGUGUCUCAAAGCAACAAAGAGCAAGAGAGGAGGGAACAGCUGAAGCAAUUUCUGUUCUUAAUGACCUCCUGGAUGGCGUAGCCUCUGCUUUGAAGCUAAAAGAAGAAAAGCAGGAAGUGAUAUCCGAAAUAAAGACUGUCCUGAACAACAUUCUUGAAGACGUGGACUCUAAACUGAAUUUGACCACAACACUGAAAGGAGAGGAGAAGGAGGGCACGUCUGUGGCGAAGGCUGUGCUUACUGAUCUCUUGGACAACGUAGACUCUGCUCUGACAGAGCAGGACAAAGGUGCCACUGAGAUGGCCCACAUAGAGCCUAAGGGUAUUCUGGAUAUGGUGGACACUGACCUGAAUCUGAUCAAAGAACUGGAUGUGGUUAGAAAGGAGGAAAAGGAGAAAACUGAGGCUAUGCACUUGGAUGGAGGUGAAGCAGCACAUAACAUCAAGCUGGACAUGCAACUUCUUGAGGGUCUGCCACUGGCUCAAGCUGGGCACCUGAGUGUAGGAGAAGCUGCCGCCAAAGACAAGAUGGUGGACAAAGAAGCACAGGAAGAUAAGGAGAGUGUUUUACCAGCCGAACACAAACACAAACGCAAGACGAGGAGAGGAAAGCGAGGCACGGGAGCCAAGAGAGGAGCUAAAGCUAAAGAGACCAGGGAGAGUGACCACCCAGGCGGCCAAGACGUAGACAACGAGAAAAGGAAGGAGCCCGAGAGGCAGGGCGACCGAGCAGGAAACAACGUGCUGGGGAAAGACCAAUGGAGACCCGCUGCUGUGGACAGGCAGUGGAGGGGACAGAUGUUUGGGCCCAGUGGACACAGAAAACAAUCCAGCCAUCAGCCUGUCCGAGAGGACAAGAAGGGAGAGAGGGUGGAGAGGCAAAGAAAACCAACAACUGAGAGAGGACAGAGGCGCGGACAGAAGGUGACCACCCCAGCACAGAGGCACGGGAACAAACAGCCCCAGGACAUGGGAAGGAACCGAUUGAGAGAGAGAGAUAACACAGAUUGGAACGGAAGGAUGGAGAGAGGAACCAGAGCUUGGUGGAACAGGGCCUGGGAGCAGGAGAGCCAGGCUGAGCAUGGCUGGUAUGGUAGAGAUGGGUACUGGUACUGGGCUGCCCCGAGGAGAAGAUCUGCAGUGGACAGGAGAGACCGAGGAGGAGACCUGCAAUAGAAGACCGCAAGCAGAGGAAGCACAGUCAUGAUUAGCCUGCCUGAUAAGGCUGCUGCUGCUGCUGCUGCUGCUGCUGGAGUCUUGUAUACUUCUACUGUGCUACAAAAUAUCCCUUAUAUCACAUUAAAUCUAAAUCACAAUCAUUAUCACUCUUUAUUAUUAAUUAUCACAUU